AUGGAGUUCAAAAACUGGAAUGUUCUCUCAUUUCUGAAUACCUAUACUGAACCAUGUCUGAGCUUCAGCUCAACAUGGUUGGAGAUUGACCCCAACUUCACCUUCCUGUGUGGGUUGGGAUUGCUUCUUCUGUUCCUGUGCUACCUGAUGCUUCCAUUUCCAACUUGGAAAACCAAACCCACCCAAAAGCGUCAGGGCAGAGCCAAGAGGAGGAGGAAAGGUGGGACUCGGAAAGGUUUCCCAGACUACAGAUGCUCCCAGAGAGAAGAUGAGGAAGCCCGGAAGCUGAUCUCUGCUUUAAGAAGCUUUGUACCUCCUGUCUCCUGCAGCCCCCUAGGCCGGCAUCAUGAUACCAUCCACUUUCAUCAACUGCUAUGUCCAGACCCCUCCUGUGAGGUGUGUAAUAGCACAACUGCUGAGAUCAAUCGGCUGCUGUUCCCGCAGGCCCUGGAAGAUGCUACUCCCUUGGCUUCCACAGCCCCUGUGACUUCCUCAUCGUUCACUCUCUCCCCUGACUCCUCAGCAGUCCCUCCAGGAGACCUAAUAUCAGCUUCUCUGCCUGAGCCUUCCCCACCACCUGCCUCCAUCUUCUCACCUAACCCAGUGACCCCCUUGGCUGACUUUUUUCCACCCUCACCACCGGGUGAUUCUUUGCCACCAGAGUCUUUUCCUCCCUUGGAUUCCGAAUUCCCAAAGGACAAUUUCCCACCCCAGUCCCUUGCCUUUCCUCCAAUCCCACCAAAUGAUGCUCAGACAGUGGAUCCUGUUGUCCAUCCAGAGGCCACUUUGUCUCUAAAUACUGAGACCUUUGCUUGUCAUAAUGCACCACCAACCCUGUCUGUUUCACCACCGCCAGACUGCAGUUUAACUAUGGCUCAAUCUAAAUCGAUUUCCAUCUCAAUGAAGCCUAUUCCAGAGAUCUCAUCUCCAGAUAGCUCUGGUGGGUUGCCUACUUAUGUCCCGACAAUCAUGGGCAUUAAUGCCUCCAGAUUGUCAAUUUUAGACUUCCCGUGGUGGCAAACUCAUGCCAAAGACUUCUGCCCUUCAACCUUGGCUCCAUAUAAUGUUCAUCACGAGUUGCUGGCCCUCCAUUCUGCAGAGGCUUCUUCCAGGGGAGACCCUGCAGCCAAGCUUGUGGAGCCUGCUAACCUCUCACUUCUCAACCCUGAUGUCCUGGCACUCCUAGAGAAACAAGUCCAAAAGAGGAGUGACUUCUGGAUGUGGAAGGAAAUGAAAAAGCGUUCUGUUCCAAAACAAACAACUGCUGAUAAACAUGACUUGGCAGUCCCCCUUCCUUUCUGGAGCAGCAAAGACCAAUCAAAGGAGCUGCAUGUGCAUCGGCAGCCCCCAUAUCCUACAACCACCUUAAAGGAGGGCCAUUUACAGCAAACCCCUAUCCAGCUCUUCUGGGGUCUCCCAACUCUGCAUAGUGAGUCCUUGUUCUCUGCUGCCCGUGUCUUGGACAAUUGUUCUUCCAUCUUUAUUUUUAACAGAAUCUCGAAUGCCUCCACAGAGCAGGAAUCCCCAGUAGUUCCCCAUCCUCUUCCUCUGUGCUUGCCUGAGAACCAGCCCCAACCCCAGCCCCUACCUAUCCCUCAGGUCCAGCCCCAGGCCCACCUUCAGUCCCCACUCCCAAUCCUGCCAUCUGGUCCUCUAACCCAGAUUAAGGUCUGUGGAGUGUGUUUCCACAGACCUGAGAAGGAAUCAGAGUCUCUCCUAUCAACUGAAAUGCAACAGCUGGAAUGGAACGUGUUGCAGAAGGAACAGGAAACUGUGUGGGGUUUACCCGCUGUUGUCCAAAGAUCCCAGGAGGACUUCUGUCCUUCAGCUCCUAACCCUUCUCUUAAUCACCGGGCCUCCCAGGCCCGUGUUGCAAUCUCUAUCCUUCCUGGGCAGUUUCCUCUCACUGAUGAGCUUCGAACAAAACUAGAGCGUCACCUUCGGAAGAGGCUCAUCCAACACCGGUGGGGCCUGUCCCGCAGGAUCUAUAAGUCUCUAUCACUGAUGAGUCCAAGUGUUUUCUCAGAGACCCCUAACUUGCAGCGCUAUCGUGGACGCACAUGGAUCUCUAAGAGGGAGAGUAAGUUGAGCGAAUCUGAAAGCUCUGAGGGGGACUCAGAAAUGAUUCAGCUAGAGGACGAUGACCUGGAGAAGGACAACGAUGACCUGGAGAAGGAUCAGGGACACAACCCAGAGAAUGGCCCAAAAGAUUAUCUGUUGAGUGACCCAGAGAGCUCUUCAGGUAAUGAUAUGGGGUAUGAUUCUGAAAAAGAACUUAGGAGCCCAUCAGAGAAAAACUCAACAGUGUCUGUGGAGACUUUAGGUCAGAGACAACUUGAAAAUGUCUUGAAAAUACAUUUGAGCAAAAAGUUUGAGGAAAUCAAUGAGGGUCAGCUCCCCGGGACUGUGCAUAAUUCAUGGCAUAGUAUGAAGCAGACAUUGCUUCGUUCUGAGAACUCCCACACUGAAAUAAAACAGAGAAGUUUGCCACCAUCAGAGGUUCAGGACUACUCCCUGAAUACCUUCCAGGAGCUUCCCUUUAUUAAAUCUAGUGCACAACAGAUGCUGGAAGCCCAUAUUAAAAGGUUUCGUAUGAGGAUGAUGUGGGGCCUUCCCCCCAGGGUCCUUGAAUCCAUAGAGCUCUUUAAACUGAUAAAGGACACAUCCCAUUCUAGCUUUUCCUCCUCAACCAACCUGAUUUCUGAGGUAAAUUCCAAACCUGGGGGCUUCAACUCCCUUAGAGGCAGCUCUAAAUCUCUCCAUGGAGACAAAGUGGGAACAGCAAAUUCAGCCCCCAUCCUGGAUCAUCCUCUCCCUGCCGCCUCAACUGUGGGCAAGGAAGAACAGAGAAUUCCGAGGCAAUCACCCUCUGCUUUCAACCAUGAGUUUGUAGAGGAUGUUCAGAAGAUUAAGGAUGGCACACAGACUCUUACACCUGUCAAACAUGACACCAGAGGCAACGGAUGGCCCCCAAAGCUGCCUGCAAGGCAAGCUGGGGCCAGACAUGAGCCAAAGGAUAAGAGUGCAAAUUCUAGGGGUAGAGGAGGAAUGCAACAGGGCAAAAAGAAGAAUCUAGAACCUGUCGUUGUGCCCACAGUGUCCAGGGAGAUAUUCAGGGCCAAGCAACUUGAUGCUCAUCAAUCACAAUCUAAUACCUUGACAACCAGCAAGCCAGUAAGCUCCCAAAUCAUAAAGGUGAAUGAUAAUAAAGUCAAAACUACCAUCCCCAUUAAAAGCCCCCCACCAAACCUAUCAAUUCCCCAAGAUCCUAAAUCCUCAAACCUUAAAGAACAACUGUUGUAUGAGUUAAAGUUUAAACUGGAAAACAGAGAGCAUAGCCGGGCCCAAGCCCAACGCACUGGCCUGCCCCCUGCCUCAGAGAGUUUGACUUACAAGGCCUCACUGACUUAUGCCCAGGGUGUCUCCAGUGGGGACAUGGGAGCUUCUCAGGUGCUGCAUGUCCAUCCAGAGGACACAGGAAUUAGUAUGGAACAGCAGCAGAAGCCUUGGGUCCCUAGGCAUGUCGUAAGGAAGUGCCAGAAUAAGAAUCUCCCACCAGCUGUGGUGACCAUGAGCCCUCCGGACUCCAAGGCACAAGAGCUUGGUGGAGGGGAUGCAGGACUGGGGACAUCCCAACUUAAAAGGAACAGUUUCCCUACUGAGGAUGAAAAGCUGGGAAGCAAGCCUUCCCAGACCCUAUCACAGAAGGGUCAGCCUCCUCCUGAAAGCCCGUUCAGAAAAAAAAUGAAGCAUUUUUUGCAAUGGCUUAAUCCAGGGAUAAAAUGCAAGAGGCAAGAAAACUCCCAGGAGAAGGGCAGCCCUCUAUCAUCUGUGGAAAGCAGAGGCCUACUUAAAGGUAGAACUGCCUUUACUGGGACAACCAAAGCUCAGAAAAUCAUGACAGACGUUGGGAAGUUCCUAAAAGAGAAAGUGGGGCGUUGGCAUGCAAUAGAUAGCACCUGCCCUCAACAGCCCAUUCCCUUCCCAACCAAGUAUGGGAAAACGCAGCAGGAAGCACAAGUGCAGGCCCAGGCACAGCCUGUCCAGGGGUAUCCUUUCAACUACAGGGCUCCCUCCUGUAAGGUGACAAAUACCAAGUCCUGCCACCAACAAGCUGUCUUUGCUGGCCAAGGCCAUACUGGAAGUAUUAGACAGAUCAGAGACAAGGACAGACAGCCCCAGAAAGCUGUGGCAUUUAAGGACCAGCGACUGCAUAACAAGUAUCCCCUAUCCAUGCCCCACAGGGAGCCUGCACCCCACCCACACGCCAUCUGCAGGCAUCAAGCUGGCCAGGGGGCCUCCGGCCACUCUCACCACUGCCGAAGGCACUGUGUUCAGAGAUCUGCCUCUACUAUUUAGACAGAAAACCCUUCUCCAGAAUUUCCAGGGGGGGAUAUU
Neomonachus schauinslandi (Hawaiian monk seal) is the source of this 4398-nucleotide messenger RNA. Its product is annotated as spermatogenesis-associated protein 31D4-like. The transcript is spliced from 5 exons. Lineage: Eukaryota; Metazoa; Chordata; Mammalia; Carnivora; Phocidae. The record is from RefSeq and is a predicted model, not a curated record. The coding region runs from base 1 to 4359 and encodes 1452 amino acids.